AUGCGGAGGCGAUCGUCGGGAUCGGCCGCAGAGGAAGAAGGCGACGAUUCCCCAGCGGAUGCAGACCUACCCUCCUCCCUCGAGGGCGCCGGGGCCUGCUCGGGUGAGCCCAUCUUGACUCGGGACUCGAAUAAUCGCCAGGCGACCGCAGUCCAGCCAAUUCGCCCGAACGCGUCCUACGAGCUGGACCGGCGGAAAAGCAUCGAGACGCGGAGGAGCAUCGACGCGAGGCCCUCCAUAGCCCGCAGUCGGGCUUCAAACAAUACGACUUGGAAGCUGGCGGAAGCGCGGAAUGGCCAGAUGGAGAAGAAUCGGUCCGCCGAACCUGCCGUGAUCACGGUGGCCUCGAAAGAGGCCAUUGCUGCUGAGAAGAUACCUGAACCACGACUGAAUGCCCGUCGCUCGAGACUGCGAAACCCGUGGGCAUGUUCUGCCCUCACGAUCGUCACCACUCUCGUGGCCUUGCUCUCCCUAGCGGCCAUUAUUCAUUCAUUUACAAGUCGACAAUUGGACACGAAAGGAUGCCGCAUGUCAUAUAUGAGACCCUCUUUUGCGAAGCUCUCGGAUUUCGACACCGAACACACGCGUUUUGCGAGCAAGUAUUCAGUUUACUUGUACAGAGAGGGGAUGGUAGACGAGGAUACAAAGGUUAAAGGAGUUCCUGUGCUUUUCAUCCCUGGGAAUGCCGGUAGCUACAAGCAGGUUCGCCCAAUCGCGGCCGAGGCUGCGACCUACUUCCACGAUAUCGUACGACACGAUCCUGCGGCGAUUAAUGCUGGCGCGCGAAAUCUGGACUUUUUCACGGUUGAUUUUAACGAAGAUAUAACUGCUUUCCAUGGGCAAACGAUGCUGGACCAGGCAGAAUACCUGAACGAGGCAGUUGCGUACAUUUUAUCGCUAUACCACGAUCCUCGCAGGUCCGAACGAGACCCCGAUCUUCCGGAUCCUACCUCUGUCAUUAUCCUCGGGCAUUCAAUGGGAGGUAUAGUUGCGCGGACGAUGCUGAUCAUGCCGAAUUACCAAUCGAAUUCGAUCAACACAAUCAUUACCAUGUCGGCUCCGCAUGCGAGACCUCCAGUCUCCUUCGAUGCAGAGAUUGUCAACACCUACAAGAGAAUCAACGACUAUUGGAGAGAAGCAUAUUCGCAAAAGUGGGCGAAUAACAAUCCCUUGUGGCACGUUACCUUGGUAUCCAUAGCUGGAGGGGGGCUAGACACGGUCGUUCCGUCAGAUUACGCCAGUUUGGAGUCCCUCGUGCCAGAUACCCAUGGCUUCACCGUAUUCACCUCAUCUGUACCGAACGUAUGGACAAGUAUGGAUCAUCAGGCAAUCCUUUGGUGCGAUCAAUUCCGGAAAGUCGUAGUCCGAUCAUUAUACGACGUAAUUGAUGUCAACCGGCCUGCUCAGACGAAACCGCGAGCCGAUAGGAUGAGAAUCUUCAAGAAGUGGUAUUUGACAGGUAUGGAGGCCAUCGCUGAGAAGACUCUGUCGCAGAAAGAACCUACCACGCUCUUAACCUUGGAGGAUAAUUCGAACUCGAUUAUUGCCCAGGGGGAACGAUUGACGCUUCGAAAGUUUGGCCAGUCUCGCAAACCGCACGCACAUCUUCUACCCAUACCUCCGCAGGGUACACCAGGGGGAAAGAGGUUCACGCUCUUGACAGAUCAAAAACUGGAUGCUCCAGGCGGCGCCGGGAAAUUGGAGGUUCUGUUCUGCAGCGUAUUUCCGCUGCACCCAGGGCAGUCAGCAACUUUAUUUUCUAUGAAUAUGGACCUUUCCGGGGACAGCUCUGGGUCCACAAGGCUGGCCUGCAAGAACGCUGCCUCCGAUGUCAUCACGCUCCCUGCAUCAACGAGAUCGAGCAAACGGCCCUUUUACCUCGAUCAAGAAAAGGAGGUGCUACCAUUCUCUUACUUACAGUAUGAUUUGGAAGACAUUAUGGACCACCAGUUUGUUGCUAUUGUUGAUAAAGCGGUGGAUCCAACUCCCGGCUGGGUAGUGGCUGAGUUUAGUGACAACGUACAGUCACAUCGGAUUCGUUCGCUUGGGCUUCGACGACUCUUGGCCUUUGGAAUGAAGAUGAAGCUGCCGUCAAAUAGGCCCAUGGUUGCGGAGGUCAAGAUUCCUGCACUCCACUCCAGUCUAUUAGCCUACACCUUGGAGAUGGAAAAUCAAGUUUGCGGGGAUGAAUCCGAACUCUUUACUCCGCUCCUUCGACAAUACAUAUCAGAGCCCUACGAGUCGAAGUACUUUGUCAAUGUAAGACAUGCCGAUAUCAAUCUGCAUGGCGUUUCGCCCUUCAUGCCACCUCCCCUCAAGCACAAGGAGGCCCCAGAUGGGCUGAGCCUCCAGUUUUGGACAGAUCCUACCUGCAAUUCCAGCAUCAGGGUCUCCUUGAAGGUUGAUAUCCCAGGGAGCUUAGGGAAGCUGUAUAUGCGGUACAGGACCGUCUUUGCUGCUUUCCCACUCCUGGUCGUUGCUCUUGUGUUGAGGAAACAGUUCCGGGUCUACGAUGAGACGGGGGUUUUCAUGCCCUUUGCUGAGAGUCUGGACUUGUGUCUUCGCCAGUCCCUGCCUCUUGUCCUCCUCGCUCUCACGUGUCUGUCAGUGUCGCUUGCACAAGCAAGCUUAGCACCCCCUCGAACCUCAUCUGGCGGCUGGUGGGGCUGGGGUGGCAAUGCGACGGAGCCACAGAUUGAUUUUACGAAGAACGACCUUCUGGUGGGCGCACAAGAUCCAAUCUUCUGGUUCAUGGUUCCUUUAAUAGGGCUCAUCUGUGUUGGAGUUUGUGUUGUGGUCAAUUAUGCAACGCUUUCCCUCACUCACGUUUCCAGUACCUUGUAUGGAUUAUUGAGUGUCAAGCCAGCAUGGCUACGAAACGAUGAUAAGAGAAGAGCAAUAUCUCCGGCCUUCGCACCAUCAACUCCUCGACGCCGAAUCUUGACCACCGCCGUCCUGCUGUUCCUAGUUUCGACCGUCAUCCCUUACCAGUUCGCGUACCUGGUUGCGUGUCUUGUCCAGAUAGCAACCUGUGCCCGAGCUCUUCGCUUUGCUCGAGAAGCUCGCUCGAAUACGAGUUAUAACUUCUACAAUUAUGUUCAUUCGAUCCUAAUCCUUAUGUUGUGGAUACUACCGAUUAAUCUACCCAUCCUCGUGGUCUGGAUUCGUAAUCUAGCGGUCCACUGGCUUACUCCCUUCUCCUCCCACCACAACGUCCUUUCUAUCAUGCCGUUCAUCCUCCUGGUCGAGACGCUUACCAGUGGCAAGAUGGUCCCACGAGUUAUGUCACGCCUCCGCCACCUCACGAGCGUCUUCUUCUUCUGCAUUGCUAUCUAUGCCGCAGUGUACGGAGUGACUUACGCCUACGUGCUUCACUACCUCGUCAAUUUUGUCGCCGCAUGGCUCGUCGCCAUCCACUCCUCCGCCUCGUCAUGGACACUAGCGGGCAUAAGCUCGGUAUUCGAAUCAGACGGGAACGAGGGUCGCAAGCGAGGGAAGACCCCCUGA
Molecule: messenger RNA, 3507 nt
Organism: Amorphotheca resinae ATCC 22711
Lineage: Eukaryota; Fungi; Ascomycota; Leotiomycetes; Helotiales; Amorphothecaceae
Exons: 2
Coding region: 1-3507 (1168 amino acids)
Biological process (GO): endoplasmic reticulum to Golgi vesicle-mediated transport; GPI anchor metabolic process
Cellular component (GO): endoplasmic reticulum
Molecular function (GO): phosphatidylinositol deacylase activity
Source: RefSeq, a predicted model, not a curated record